GACCCGGAAAUAGUAUUACUAUUGUUUUAAAUGACGUCGUGAAUCUUCUUGGAUGAGCCCAAUGGGGAUAACUGAAGUGGCAAGAUCCAUGCUGAUGUGACUGACCCCUGCGAGUAUGCGGUAGCCAUUUAGUCCAAACAGUGUGUGUGUCCAUGUGCACCUGAGCUGGUGGUAAGUGUGCAUUGCUGUGUGUGAAAGGCAAUGCUAUGGUGAGGCGUGUCAGCGAUGACGGAUGUGGAGGCGACCUAUGAGGAUUUCAUCGCUUCUCGACGAUCCGGCCGGAGGAAUGCCAUCCACGAACUCCCAGCUGCUUCAGGAGCGCAAGGACCCACUGACCUAUCGCAAAGUCUGGCACAGCUUAACAUCAACAAAUCUGGUGAUGAGGAAGACGAUGGUGAGAAAAACCAGGACUCUCCAGCUAAAGAAGAGGAGGCUCAAACUGAAGGCAGCUAAGUGGCAACAAGCAUCAUAAAAUGAGCCCUGAAUAGUGACUGUCAGCGGACGCAGCAAGAUCCCCUACUGCCACCAUCCCACCACGAAGAGGUCAUUGCUAUGGCGACCACAGUGGAGUCUCUCUGAUGUACUUCAGCAUGUUUCAGCAUCCUUGUUUCCUUGCUGCCUUUCCUCUACGGCCGCUAAUACAGGAUUGGAUGUGAUGUGUGGUGAAUGCACCAUGACAUCAACAACCAAAACCACCUCUGUUUGACUGUUAGUGGUCCUGACUGUAAAGGAAAAGGAGGGAAAAGACAAGAAGGAGAAAAAAAGGCCAUUCAAGGCUUCCUGUAAGUGUUGCUACAAAAUGGGAACUUGCCUCCCCCCUUUCUUGCCGUGACUGAAUCAGCACUGAUUUUCUGAGACACUUUCUGGCAAGCGAGCACAGCGACUAGACACUUCCUCCUGCUCUGCAAGUUUUGCGUCACGUCCCCUCUUUUAUUCCAUGCUCACUAUUGACUGUUAGCAAUAUCUGUGAUUUUUCUGUGUUUGUGCUCACUCUGGUUAUCGGAUUUUCAGCUUUUUUGUUGACUUUUUGUGGACGUAAUCUCACAACGACUCCCUGUAUUUUGUCUGUCCAUGCAGGUUGUGUUAUUUUAGACAUUACUGGUUGGAUUUUAAAGCAAUGGAGGGAAAUAAUGUUGCAUGCCAUUGUUUGUAUUAAAUAAUCUAGUGAAUAGUAAAAUACAAGCCAGUCUAAUCGGGUUUAGCAACGAUAGAUGUCUUGACUGUUUUAGUAAAAAGCAAAAUAACAGUUACUAUGUUUACAAGCACAGCAAUAUUCCCAGUAUUGCCUUAAUCGUAAUAAAAUAAUAUUCUGAUUCCAGUGUUCAUAUAAGUUGCAGGAUAUUCUUCUUAAUAUUUAGGGUGUAAAUCACAAUAUGAUGUUUUGAUAAAUUAGAAAACAAUUCAAUUCUUUCUGAUAUCACUGACAACAUAAAUUCUUCUACGAUCAGAUUUCAGUUCAGUUCGAUUGUGCAGCCGGCGAUCAAUAUGAGACGAAAUCACAUGCUGAUUUAGCAUUUAGCAUUAUAUCAAAUCAUGAAAAGAAAUUAAGACAUUACAAAGGCAAUUUUACUCCUCAGCUCAAUCAGACUUUAAAAGAAAAACUAUACGUGGACGGUGCUGCAUUCUGUAUGUUGAGCUUUAUAAUAUUCACAUUAUACAGUAAUUACAGUACCAGCCAAAAGUUUGGACAUGCCUUACAAUUCAAAUUUAAUGAGUAAGUGUGCCCAAAAUUUCGACUGGUACUCUACUUAUUCCCAUUAAUGUUUUUACUGUAGAGUAGCGGAUGCCAUAUAUAAUUAUGGUAUGAUUUAGGCGUAUACGCGUCCACACAAUAUUUACGUAUUGCUUCUUAAUAUCAGGUUCAUAUCAGAAUGUUGUUGUGCAGGUAAACAUAGCCAGUGUUUUUUUUUCUCUCUCUCUACUGGUAGAUCUGUUUUGUUGUUGCACUUAUCAAUAACUUUGACUUACUUCAGUCAAAGAUUUCACCCUCCUCUUCAGUGUCCACCACAGGAAAGCUUGGACAUAGUUGGUUUAUAAGACUGCUAGGUUGUGAAGGAUUAGAGAUUCACUUUGCUAAUCCGAUCUGAAGUUUGGUAUACCAUCAUUUCUUUUUCACUUCUGAGCACCAAAACCUGUAACGUCUCUCUUCUGUAUCGUUACAUGUACAUGGGUAAUCAUUAACUUCAAAUGUUCUUUAUAUUUUGUAGUUGUAUUCAUGUGAUUGCUAAAAGGUUUUCAGAUUUUUGGUGAUAGGAUUUCUCAAUUACUCUUCAGUUUAAAUGAACAUUGUUAGUUUUUAAUGCCUUUACUAUAUGCGAUGGUAGUGGAUGCAAAAAUUCUAGUUCAGAUGAAACUGUUUUCUAGUCAACCUUGGAAGUAGAUCAACACACUGCCAUGCAUCAUAUCAUAAUGUGUGUGUGUGUGUGUGUGUUUGUUUAUAGUGUGAUUUGUACUAUUUGCUACUGGAGAUUAGAAAAACUGCACUACUGACAGCACUCAAGCAUACCUGUGUGAAUUAUAGUUUAUUCUUCUUUAUCAGGUGAAUAUUGUAUGCUUGCAUUCCUGUUGAUAGGAUGUCUGUUGGAAUGAUGGAAUUGUAAAGACUGCCUAUAAACCUUUUCACUGUAGAGAAAAUAAAAUAAAAACACAUUUAAUACUGUAAAUAUUCUGCCUUGUUUUGUAACAGCUGUCAAAGACGUGAAUAUCAAAUAAAAAAAUGUCUAUAAAUC
Messenger RNA from Melanotaenia boesemani (Boeseman's rainbowfish), 2729 nucleotides. RefSeq names its product cAMP-dependent protein kinase inhibitor alpha (gene pkia). Gene Ontology annotation, molecular function: cAMP-dependent protein kinase inhibitor activity. Bases 226 to 453 code for a protein of 75 amino acids. Lineage: Eukaryota; Metazoa; Chordata; Actinopteri; Atheriniformes; Melanotaeniidae. Gene Ontology annotation, cellular component: cytoplasm; nucleus. The record is from RefSeq and is a predicted model, not a curated record. Gene Ontology annotation, biological process: negative regulation of cAMP-dependent protein kinase activity. The transcript is spliced from 3 exons.